CAUCCGUGCGUUGUGCUGCUGAAGGUCGCUGCGUCCUCUGUACGUGCGGCUCUGCCAUCUGCUGCAGGGGGCUGGAUCAUUGCGGGGACUGAGUGCAUUAACACGGGCUCAGCUCACUUGAGAUCAUGGCAGCUUACAGGCUGGUGCUGGUGAGACACGGGGAGAGCACCUGGAACCAGGAGAACCGCUUCUGCGGCUGGUUCGAUGCUGAUCUCUCGGAGACCGGGAGGCAGGAGGCGGACAGAGGAGCCCAGGCGCUCAGGGAGGCGGGUUACCAGUUUGACCUGUGCUACACCUCGGUGCUGAAGCGGGCGGUGCGGACCCUGUGGACGCUGCUGGACGGGAUUGACCAGAUGUGGGUGCCGGUGGUGCGGAGCUGGCGGCUCAAUGAGCGGCAUUACGGGGCCCUGACCGGCCUCAACAAGGCGGAGACGGCGGCCAAGCACGGAGAGCAGCAGGUCAAGAUCUGGAGGAGGUCCUUCGAUGUCCCCCCUCCCCCCAUGGGGCCGGACCAUGACUUCUACUCCAUCAUCAGCAAGGACCGUCGCUAUGCUGAUCUGUCUGAGAAUGAUCUUCCCUCUUGUGAGAGUUUGAAGGAUACAAUUGCCCGUGCCCUGCCCUUCUGGGAUGAGGAGAUUGUGCCACAGAUUAAAGCUGGGAAACGGGUCCUGAUUGCAGCUCAUGGUAACAGCCUGAGGGGGAUUGUCAAACAUCUGGAAGGCAUGUCUGAGGAAGCUAUCAUGGAACUGAACCUCCCAACGGGAAUCCCCAUCAUGUAUGAGCUCGACGUGAACCUGAAGCCAGUGAAACCCAUGCAGUUCCUGGGAGAUGAGGAGACAGUGAAGGCAGCAAUGGCUGCUGUGGCUGCUCAGGGCAAAGUCAAGAAAUGAACAGUGGCACUGAGGAAGGAUGCAAACAAGUAGAAAAGCAGAAGAAUUCCAUGAUAUAAUAUCUUAAGGGAAAAAAUGUAUAUGUAUGCAUUAGGUGAAACCGUGACAACACAUACUCAGUUAUCAUCGGAGAGGAUUUGUACUUCCUAUCAUGCUUAUUGAACACACCUGCUUUGCACCUCCCCUUAACCAAUUUUUCACUCUUUCCCACACCCCCUUUUCCUUAUCCUCUCUUGCCUGUAGUGACUUGUGUUGUCGGUUUUGGCUUCUAAGAGCUAUUGUGCAUUACGCAGUCUUCAUUGUGAGUGUGAACUGUAGAGUAUUAUGUUGCUCCUCCGUGGAAAAAAUGCAUUUCGGUUCAUAUCCGGGAUUGCAGCUGAUUUAAUUGACAGAGUCCUCUUUCGUACAUUGGUCAGAUUACAGACCCAUCAUAGUUCUUAAUUAACUCUCAGCUCAAUCUCAAAAGUGAUAGCAUUGUGCCCUCCUCAGUCCAGUCCCCAAUGUCCUUAUCAGUGAAAUACUUUCAGUGCCACUGAACAGACAAUGGAAUUAGCAAUGGCGCGGCGUUAAAGAAUUCUAUUCGUCAAACUGUCCCUGACUAGUAUGAUCGAGUGGAGCAAGUUCACCACAUUAACACUGUGGGAAUACCAACGAGUGAGUAAAUGAAUAUCCUGGAAGAAGUCGGGGAAGUCACAUACUUAAGGUAUAGUUGUCAGCUUUUAAAUAAUGGAUCAUGAAUGGAACAGAUUUAGGUAAAGAAUGAAUGAAUGAGGUCACAGACAUUUUACUCAAAAGAGCACUGGUGCCUCACAUGAUGGGCUGAGUGGCCAUCUCUAUAAUCACAACCAAAGACCAAUUGCAAGCACCUCAAUAAAUCAAUCCUUGACCAAAACAUGCAGCUGUUCAAUUCAGCCUGUAUCCUGAGUAUUUUUGAUUUGACAAAGAGUUAAGAAUGGUGUUAGUUUGUGUUUCCAAUACCUGAGAAGUGCUGUCCUCUGUCACUGUUACAUUCUCCAGUCUUUUCACCACCCACCUCUUUGUGUCUCUGCUUUGCUGCUUGAGGGUGGUGCUGAUUAUUACAGUAAGGAGCUGACAGGAUCCCAUAUGUGACCAUGAAGGCCAUUGUAUGCCCAUUUGUGCAUUGCAAACCUUCCUGUGAAUAAAUGUAGCUUUGAGGACA
Hemiscyllium ocellatum (epaulette shark) is the source of this 2070-nucleotide messenger RNA. RefSeq names its product phosphoglycerate mutase 1b (gene pgam1b). Lineage: Eukaryota; Metazoa; Chordata; Chondrichthyes; Orectolobiformes; Hemiscylliidae. Gene Ontology annotation, biological process: glycolytic process. The record is from RefSeq and is a predicted model, not a curated record. Gene Ontology annotation, molecular function: intramolecular phosphotransferase activity. The transcript is spliced from 3 exons. Bases 126 to 890 code for a protein of 254 amino acids.